AGCAGGAAAUACUGUGUUGGUCUGACGUGAGAGCGCUGGGUUAUGGGAGGCAAUGGAAGAACAGGCUAGUCACAUCCCGAUUUCACUCAUUUUGACAUUGUUGCGAGGAAUUUAAAUGCAAGAAGACGAAAACGAGUUGUGAGUCCCGAACUUGACCGGACAAUGGAAGUAGCUCUCUGCAGCAGUUCCAACUCACCCCUGGGAGUCAACUACCGAGACACAGAGAGUACCUGCAGAAAAACAUCAGUCAGCACCUCAGGGGUAACUACAACUACGUGUGGCUUGAAAGCAACACCUCUGUUUUUGGGAUGCAUAUAAGAGAAAGCGUAAAGAAAAAAAACACUGACUACGUAUGUAUAUAUUUCGUGUAACAACUGUGGAAUUCCGCCACUGUUCUAUGCGUAAGGGAUAUACAACCACGUAGUUAAACCUCUCCUGAGAUUGAGACAUUCAUUGAGACGCAGAGCACAUACAUUCUCACAUUUAUCACUGAAGGAGGCAAUGUUCAAAUUCACAAAUUCCCCUUGUAACACAACCCUAAUUGCCGCUUAGGAUCGCAAAGAAUAAAGGUUGGAAAUAUCUGUGGUAUCGUAGCCUAACGUGCUGUACCCUCAAAGCAACAAUAACCUGGGCUGAGUGAAAUCCCGCAAACCGGGUCUGCUGCUGUCCGUGGUCCUGAAAAAAAUACUCAUUAUUUGGGUUAUCCGAAUCAGUAACGGCGGUCUAAGGAAAACGGUUUCAUGGCCUGGGCGGUUAUGAAAAUCUUGUGGUUUUCUUGUGACUCUGGAAUCUGAAAAAAAAGCAACAGAAGAAUUGCCUACCUUGGAGGUCCGAAAUCAUUCAAGGAAUUGGAAUUCUACUCCUAUUGGUGCUCCUGGAGCUGUAGGUAGCCCGAAUGAGACCGGCAAAAAUGUAUCGAAUAAACGCUCUCGGGAUCUAUUUGUGGGAAACAAUAGUAUUUUUCAGCUUGGCAGCCUCUAAAGAAGCCGCGGCUCGAAAAGCUGCCUCCCCAAUGCCUCCCUCUGAGUUCCUGGACAAACUCAUGGGCAAAGUUUCGGGUUACGAUGCAAGAAUCAGACCUAAUUUCAAAGUUGCAGGGGUCCCCGCGAGUGGAAGAGACCCACAAGGCCCCAAAACAGAAGCUUCUCACAAGAAAGGUCCUCCUGUAAACGUAACGUGCAACAUUUUUAUUAACAGUUUUGGGUCCAUCGCUGAAACAACAAUGGACUACAGAGUGAAUAUCUUCCUGAGGCAGCAAUGGAACGACCCCAGGCUGGCCUAUAGUGAAUACCCCGAUGACUCUCUCGACCUGGACCCGUCUAUGUUGGACUCUAUCUGGAAACCUGAUUUGUUCUUCGCCAACGAAAAAGGCGCCAAUUUCCAUGAGGUUACGACUGACAACAAACUACUAAGGAUUUCAAAAAAUGGGAACGUAUUGUAUAGUAUUCGAAUAACACUGGUCCUGGCCUGUCCCAUGGACUUGAAGAACUUCCCAAUGGACGUACAGACCUGUAUCAUGCAGCUGGAGAGUUUCGGCUAUACGAUGAAUGAUCUCAUAUUUGAGUGGGAUGAGAAGGGAGCCGUGCAGGUCGCAGACGGGCUGACGUUACCUCAGUUUAUACUGAAAGAGGAGAAAGACCUGCGAUACUGUACCAAGCACUACAACACAGGAAAGUUCACUUGUAUCGAGGCUCGUUUCCAUCUGGAGAGGCAGAUGGGCUAUUACCUGAUUCAGAUGUACAUCCCCAGCCUUCUGAUUGUCAUUUUGUCCUGGGUGUCCUUCUGGAUCAACAUGGACGCUGCACCUGCCAGAGUGGGACUGGGCAUUACCACCGUGCUCACUAUGACCACCCAGAGCUCCGGCUCCCGAGCCUCCCUCCCCAAGGUGUCGUAUGUGAAAGCCAUUGACAUCUGGAUGGCUGUGUGCCUCCUGUUUGUCUUCUCGGCCCUGCUUGAGUACGCCGCUGUGAACUUCAUCGCUCGGCAACACAAGGAACUGCUGCGCUUCAGGAGAAGGAGGCGACACAUGAAGGAGGAUGAGGGCGGUGAGGGCCGGUUCAGCUUCACCGCCUAUGGCAUGGGCCCUGCCUGCCUGCAGGCCAAAGACGGCAUGGCCAUCAAAGGGAACAACAACAACGCCCCGACCGCCACUGCCGGCCCUCAGGAGAAAACGGUGGAAGAGAUGCGCAAGCUCUUCAUCGGCCGCGCGAAGAGGAUCGACACGGUCUCUCGCGUGGCUUUCCCGCUAGUCUUCCUCAUUUUUAAUAUUUUCUACUGGCUCGUAUACAAGAUCAUCCGAAGCACGGAUGUACACCAGAUGACGUAAGCAAGGGAAGAGAGAGAGUUCAAUACCACACCAUCCUGCUCCCAAACCCAAUACUCCUCG
Molecule: messenger RNA, 2386 nt
Organism: Oncorhynchus kisutch (coho salmon)
Lineage: Eukaryota; Metazoa; Chordata; Actinopteri; Salmoniformes; Salmonidae
Product: glycine receptor subunit alphaZ1-like
Exons: 11
Coding region: 896-2326 (476 amino acids)
Biological process (GO): chloride transport; monoatomic ion transmembrane transport
Cellular component (GO): postsynaptic membrane; plasma membrane
Molecular function (GO): glycine binding; transmitter-gated monoatomic ion channel activity; extracellularly glycine-gated chloride channel activity
Source: RefSeq, a predicted model, not a curated record